GCACACUCGACUCUAAUGGCGGCCAAUAAUGGAGGAGUUGAGGAGCGUGAAGCUGAAACGGAGUGACUCGUUUGGAUUUGGAUUUUCUGUCUUCGGUGGUUCUGCACAAGGCCUUCCACCUGUGAUAUACGAUGUUACGGAUAAUUCUCCGGCAGCUUUCAGUGGCCAGCUAGAGGCCGGUGAUGUUAUCGUCGAAGUCAACGACACUAAAGUCGACAGCUUCACCACCAAAGAAGUUCUAAAAUGCCUGAGGUUGGCGAACGACGUUGUGACGCUCAAGGUGAAAAAAGACCCCGCGAUCCAGGAACGCGUCAAGCGCCAGAUCCAAGCGGCGUCGGGCCCCUCCUCCAGAGAAUCGCUGCGGCAGAAAUCCGACUCCCCGCCCAGCAGUCCACCGGGCACGACGCAGAACGGUGACAGCAACGGCAGCUCUAAGCCGGACAGUCCGGUCAGCCUCGGUCCCGCUUCCUGCGCGGCACGAAAAUGCGAGAAGUUCAUAAUGACCGGCGACGUCAUCAUCACGACCGCCAGGAGUACUGUCGUGCCCCGAGUCCAGUCGACCCCGGCCAGUCCCGACCAGGCGGUCGACCCGCAAAGAGGAACGAAGCGCGAGGCGUCCUCGCUUCAAAGUCCUGUCGCUGAGAAGAAAGGAAGCUUCAGCUGUCAUGUGAGGACCUCCCGGAGCGACGACCACUUGGGCAAGGCGCGAGGCGUCGCAGCCGUCAGCAUCGACAUUGAUGUUGACGACGACAUGGCGUCGUCUCUGAAUACCUUACUCGACACGAAGCAGGACGACAGGAAGAACCUCUGGAACGACAGCGACGAGACGACAACGUCCAGUUCGGGAAAGCGGCACGCCGAAGACACCGUCAGUGAACUGGACUGCUGCACGUCCGAGAUGGCUUCUGCGUUUGGUUCCGAGGAAGCGGACCGAGUGCACGCCAGUGAGCUGGACCUCAGUUCGCCAAACUUGGGCGACGAUGAUGACAACGGUUUUUCGAAAGAAGAAGAAGACUGGCUGGCGGAGCCCGAUCUGAGCGAGUCCCACUUGAGGCAUCCGAUCCUGGACGGGCAUAGGACGCGUCGCAUGCAACAUUCGCGGUCCAACGGCUCGUCACGGACGGAUGCCUCGGAGACGUUGGAUUCCCCGCCUUCUGGUGGCACGCUCGAAGAAGAAGAAGAGGAGGAGGAGGAAGAACAGCAGCAGCUCGACGAAAUUCAACGGCCGAACGGCGGCGUACCUCCGGCAGAGGAGGAAUCUUGUCAGCACCAGCAGAACGAUGAAGAAUCGGAUGAUGCAGAAUCUCUUCACAGCUUUCAUUACAGUCCCAAAGCGGUUGAUAUGCCGUCUGCGUCUAGGCUGGCUAAGAGGCUCUACAACUUGGAGGGAUUCAAGAAGUCCGACGUAUCUCGGCACCUGAGCAAAAACAACGACUUCGCCCGUGUGGUUGCGGAGGAAUACCUGCAUUUCUUCAAUUUUUCGGGCCAGCCGCUGGAUGUCGCCCUGCGCAUGUUCCUGCAGAGAUUCUGCCUCAUUGGAGAGACGCAAGAACGCGAGAGGGUACUUGUCCAUUUCUCCAAGAGGUACCUAGACAGCAAUCCUGGGUCCUUCAGGUCGCAAGACGCUGUCCAUACGUUAACCUGCGCGCUGAUGCUCCUCAACACCGACCUCCACGGAGAAAACGUGAGCAGAAAAAUGACGUGUCAGGAGUUCAUCGACAACCUGGUGGGCCUCAACGAGGGCGAGAACUUCCACAAGGACGUCCUGAAAGCCCUCUACACCUCCAUAAAGACUACUCCUUUGGAAUGGCCAGCGGACGACUCGGAGCCAGAGGGCGGUGCGUCGCAGCAGGAGCCUGCACCCCCGGAAGGGGGAGCCAUAGGUCACAAUCCCUUCUUGGAGGUUCCUAACCCGAAUUGCGCUACUGAAUACAAGAAGGGUUACGUAAUGCGUAAAUGCUGCAUCGACCCCGGAGGCAAACGGACUCCCCUGGGUAAGCGAAGCUGGAAAAUGUUUUGUGCCACGCUUCGGGACCUGGUGCUAUAUCUUCACAAACCGAUGAAGGCUGUUCAGCUUCAAUUCUUAUCUGAAGACGAGCAAGGUUUUCGCAAGAACCAACUCUAUGAGAGCCUGCACAACUCCAUCCGGAUCCACCAUUCGCUGGCGGUACGCGCUGCAGACUACACCAAGAAACAGCACGUUUUCCGCCUGCAGACGGCAGACCAGGCGGAGUACCUCUUCCAGACGGGGGACGCGAAAGAACUUCAGAGUUGGAUCGACACGCUAAAUUUUGUGACUGCCAGUCUGUCGGCGCCUCCUUUGGCCUGUGCAGUGGGAAGCCAGAGGAGGUUCCAGAGACCACUGUUGCCAGUGAGCCAAACGAAGCUGAAUCUUAGGGAACAACUACAAGACCACGAGAAUAGGAUCGUGCAAUUGGAGAAGGAUCUGGAAGAGCAUGUGGCCCACGCUCCAGAGAAAGGAUCCAAAUCACGACUCGUCGGGGAUUUCAUCGACAAGGAAACCUUCCUCCAAUACGAGUUAAAACGGUACCGCACCUACGCCUACCUCCUACGCUCCAAGAUGGCGCAAUACCCGGAACUGGUGCCGCCCCUGGUGGAGACGAGCAUUGGGGAAGUGGAGGAGCCGACCGACAGUGGUGCCGCCCCGCCGUGUGGUUCCCCACGGACUACUAAGCCCUGCCGAAGCCCCCAAGGCGGGGGCUCGCCGGCCAGGAGCAAACGCAACCCCGUGGAGCGCUUCAGCUACAAGGCAGCGGUAUUCAACAAGGACACAGACUGUGGAUAGGAUACAUGUGUUACGAAUGCAGCAUGUUGUGGGGCCAAAGCUACGUUGAAUCGACACUGGUGAUGAAUUCCGUUCUCGAGUAGUCAGCCGGACGGUGUCGCCCGUCGCAAGAAAAAAAAAAUUGCACCGAAAUCGUGUGUGUUUUCCACAGAUGUGCUGCACACUAAUAUCCACGUGUCUAAAUUGCGCAACGACUCGGUAGCGACUGGGUUCGCAACUGGUGAGAGAGGCACGCGUGGCUCGGAAGGGCAGGUUUCUUGUCGCUUGCUCCCGAUAACACGAUUUUUUUAAAACGUAGUUUUAGUUCAUUAAAUUUUAUAGUAACUUUUUUUUGUGCUGGCAUUAUGAUUUUGUAAUGCUCUAAGUGUUUACGGAGGCUUUUAAGUGUAUAUAUGAUAUUUUGUACAAAAAAAAACGACUUAGGUGUUCCAAGGACCAAAUCUAGCCAAAAAACGGUUUCUGUUUUAAGGUGGUGUUUAACCAGUAUCUCGGAAUAUCGUGGUGAAUGAUAUACGAUAACAAUUAAGUUGCGAGGCUCGUGUAAGAGAGAGAGAGAAAUAUUUUCCGCGUACUACUUACCUUCCCUUAUCUGUUUAUGCUUUACUCAAUGGCCAAAGACCCGCAAUUAUUUCCUGCACCUUGGAGGUUUCUGAAUGAGUGCCACGACCUGUGGACAGCUAUCGAAGAUCUCGAGCAGUGUUGAUUUAGCGUGCAAGGUGAACUGCAAUCCUCACAUGGCAUUUUACGGAAGUAUACGGCCAAAAAAAAAAUACUUGUGAUUGAGGUGGAAUAGUUUUACCUUGCAUUAGCAGUAGAGCAAUAGUUUGUCAAUGGAAGUGAUGUUUUGAUUGACAGUAUUCUUUUCACAGCAUUUGUGUAAGUUUCAGAGAACUGUUUCUGAGGCUGUAGCAGUGCAAGUAUUGAUGGACCAACGUUUGCAAUUUCAUUUUUCCUUAAAGAAGAAAAGAAAAACGUUCUCCGAUACAGCGUGUUUUGUUAGUUUGUGUCCUCAGUUCGUGUGCGUCCUGAGGGGAUCUUUCAUCGCAAAGUCUGUAGAACUUCAGCGUGGCUUGGCUUGGCUUGGCUUGGGCACGUUUUCAGUUGGAAAAGCCUGAACCGAAGGAAAAGGUGAAAGAAAGCGAACGGGACACCAUUUCGCGCGAUGGAAGCAAACCUAAGGUGUUUUCUCUACCGCGGGUUGUAGAGGGUGGUUAUACUUGGGGAGCGAUCGCUAUAUCCGAGACAUCGUCAUAACAGGGAUCGUUUAACCGAUUUCAGUUGGACAGUCCACGGACUUUCGCGGAAAGAUCCCCUUCGAAGGAUUUUGGUGAAGAACACUUUUGGUGCUAUGUUUGUUUCUUGUGUAUCGCGAGAUUAAUUUAUUUCCUUUGUGCAAGUUGGAAGGUCAUCACAUAUCCUCCCCGGUAGGGUAGACAUAUCUUGUGAUGAUGGCAACGAAAGUACUUUGUAUCGCUCACUGGGAAUUCACUCGAGAAGAUAUUUAUCACUACAUGGCAAUCAUGUUUCCAAUACCCUGAGUAGACGUCUGUGCCAAUAAUACCACGUUUCGUGAUGCCAAACUGCUUUUCAUCACCAUUUCUUCGGUAGAAUGACACAGUGCAAUAUUUGUGGAUCAUCGAACGAGGGACUGCGGCCAAAUGAUUGAUCGAGGCCAAAAUAUUCUACCUGGGUGGCAUACCAACUCUCCUGUCCCUGCACGCUUUCUGCGGUGCACCUUAUUGUUUGACGUUGCCCAGCGGCUAUCCCUGACGCCCUGCUGAACAGCGGGGUCAGUUUAAUGGGGAGUGCGCGACUGCGAGACUCGCUGCUGUCUUGAAAUCAGCAAAGUAGCACAAUGUAGGGUUUUGCGCACGCAUUGUGUUACGCCGAGGGUGUCGUCUGCUUUCAUGGUGUCGUCUGCUAUCAUGAUGUCGUCUGCUGGCGGAAAUCCUCGUCACCUCUCUCUCGUGGUCACCGUGCUCCUGGUACCUUCUGCAUUCGGAUAAAGUAUUUUCUUCUUUUACGAGCGCUAAAGAGUUAUCGAAAAAGUUCCUCCCCAUUUCCUUUUCCUUUUCAUUUUUUUUUGUCAGCUGAAAAAAAAAAGGCAUGGGCGACGAAAUAAAAUUUAAAAAAGCGAGAGUUCGUUGGCCGUUGGCGCAUCAUUCAGCUUUUCGCGGCAUGGAGCAAAACUUACGUGUGGGCACCGGAGAGCUGUUAUAGCACCUUCAAAUAAUAGUUGUGGUCACAGCUGGAUCAUCUGUUGUUGAAGAGAGUUCUUUCCACUGAAGGAAUAUCAUCUACGAUAUCUUGGUAAAAAAAAAAAAAAGUCUAGUGUUGGAUACAGCUCGAUGUGUGUUAACUUUCAAGUUAGUCCCCUUUUGAGGAUGCAAACGCGCUUCUAUCAAUUCUAGUGUGUGCCUUAGAACGAAGCUUUUUCUGUUUGCUGCUGCAGAAGAUGCACUCGUGCACCGGUUACAAAAAAAAAUAGAGGCACACAUUGAGAAAGGUGUACGCAUCUGAUGUCGGAAAAUAAAGAGUUGCGUAUAAUA
Molecule: messenger RNA, 5355 nt
Organism: Ornithodoros turicata
Lineage: Eukaryota; Metazoa; Arthropoda; Arachnida; Ixodida; Argasidae
Gene: Efa6
Product: PH and SEC7 domain-containing protein-like
Exons: 15
Coding region: 29-2806 (925 amino acids)
Biological process (GO): regulation of ARF protein signal transduction
Molecular function (GO): phospholipid binding; protein binding; guanyl-nucleotide exchange factor activity
Source: RefSeq, a predicted model, not a curated record